Messenger RNA from Ipomoea triloba (trilobed morning glory), 816 nucleotides. RefSeq lists its product as uncharacterized. NCBI's taxonomy places the organism in Eukaryota, Viridiplantae, Streptophyta, Magnoliopsida, Solanales, Convolvulaceae. Bases 318 to 758 code for a protein of 146 amino acids. The transcript has 2 exons. The record is from RefSeq and is a predicted model, not a curated record.
UAAUGCUGACAUGCCGCACACGUGGAUUAAUUCUUCACAUUUUAUAUUAAUAUUAUAUAUAUUAUAUAUUUAUAUAUAUUGUGAACAUUGAUUUAUUUCCCAACCCCAAACUAAACCACGAGACUCCAGGAAACCCUAUCAUCCUCAUUCACUCUCUUCACGGUCAGAUCUCUUCAUCAGCUCUCUUCAUAGUCGGAUCUCUUCAUCUCCCAAAUAAACGUAAGCUCUCUUCACGUAAAUCACUUGGUCGAUUUUCCAAAUUGUUAUUCUGCUCCUUGUUUUUCGGAUUGUGGAGUCGGUCAUUCGCUCAACCAAAAAUGUCUUCUUCUUGCCGGAGUGCAUCACCAUUUUCAUCAACUUCUUCAAGGCCAAAUCUCCAUUAUGAACUAGCAAUCUAUUGUCGUUGUGGUUUGAAAGCUCCAUUGUGUCAUUCACGUGAUAGUGGGCAAAAAUUUUUUGGGUGUCAAAAAUAUAAGGAUGGAGGAUGUGGUUUUUUUGUUUGGAAAGAAGACAUAUUGGCUACAGUUGAAGUUUUGAAUGAUGGGAGUACUCAAUCAGUUCAUGAGUUGAAAAGUUUGAUAUUGGAAUUGAAAGAUGAAAUCAAACACCUACGAAGGGAUUUGGAAGUUCAAUCCGUGGAAAGAAAAAAUUUGAAGAAAAUUUGGGUGUUUGUUAUCCUAAUAGUUAUAGGAAUCUAUUUAUUGAGUAAUUUUCAGCACAAGAGUGUAAAUUUUGAAUAUGUUCCUAUGUUGAAGUAAGGUUAAUUGUAUCGGUUUAUGGAAUAGAAUGAAAACUUGCUUCAAUGAGUAUGAUGAA